AUGGCAGUGAUCCUCGAGAAAGGAGUCAUCCCUCCUAACGCGCUUCUUCAGAAGACUAAUACAGCACUUAAAGCAGACUCAUACAACAUUACGGUACCAACGAAAAGCAUCAAGUGGCCUACCGAAGGCCUUCGCCGAGUAUCUCUCAACUCUUUCGGGUUCGGCGGUUCAAACUCGCAUGUUAUUAUUGACGAUGCACUUCACUACUUAAAGGAUCGAAGUCUGAGUGGUGUCCAUAACACGAGCCUCACCCCAAGGCCUGUAACAAACGGUUCAGGUGUCACCAUCAAUGGAAAUGGCGCGGCUCAAACCAAUGGCACCAACGAGACUAACGGCGUAGCAAAUGGCCAUCCGGAUGUCGAGCUGCCCAAGCUUCUCGUAUGGACCGCUGCCGACGAAAAGGCAGCCAAGCGCACUAUCGAAGCUUACCACAGUUUUUACAAAGAGAAGGUAUGGGGAAAUCAUAAGAAGCUCGACUAUUUGGCAUCUACUCUCGGUACACGCCGUAGUAACAUGCUUUGGAGAGUUUCUACUGUGGUUGACGGAUUGACAGCGCAAGCACUGUCGAAUUCGAAGCCAAUUCGAAGCUCAGAGGACCUUGGCCUGGCUUUUGUGUUCACCGGUCAAGGCGCGCAAUACAUCAACAUGGGCUUGGGUCUGGAGCAAUAUCCUGUUUACAGGGAGACCCUGGAGAACAUCAACGAGAUCUACUCCAGCUUCGGGUGCUCUUGGAGCUUAUUUAGUAAGUAA
Molecule: messenger RNA, 750 nt
Organism: Fusarium musae
Lineage: Eukaryota; Fungi; Ascomycota; Sordariomycetes; Hypocreales; Nectriaceae
Exons: 2
Coding region: 1-750 (249 amino acids)
Biological process (GO): fatty acid biosynthetic process; secondary metabolite biosynthetic process
Molecular function (GO): fatty acid synthase activity
Source: RefSeq, a predicted model, not a curated record